Messenger RNA from Vombatus ursinus (common wombat), 4187 nucleotides. It is a transcript of the gene ERMARD, whose product is annotated as ER membrane associated RNA degradation. The coding region runs from base 346 to 2448 and encodes 700 amino acids. The transcript has 19 exons. NCBI's taxonomy places the organism in Eukaryota, Metazoa, Chordata, Mammalia, Diprotodontia, Vombatidae. The record is from RefSeq and is a predicted model, not a curated record.
UGGAGGAAAGAAGAGGAAGAAGGAGACGUCCCUGGGCUGCGCGAUAGGCUGAUCUCGCGAGAGGCCCCGUGGGGACAGCGCUGCUGGGUGUAGUUGGUCUCCUCUGUCCAGUGGCGUGGUCAGCCGGGUUCUGAGAAACCACCUCGAAAUCCUGGCCGUAGCAAAUUUGGCACCUUCUAGGAUCGCUACCCCCGCAACUCCAUCUGAUCAGCCGAGGAGCAUGUGUUUGCGUCGGCCAGUCUGCAUUCACCGCACGGGCUCCUCAUCUUUUUUGGGGCCAUGGACCCCUCUGACUCCUGGUGAAGCCUGUGAAACCCUUUUCAAAAUAACGUUGUUUUAAAAUGCAUGAUGGAAGGCAAUGCUAGAUUUCAGUUAGAGAUGUUAACAACUGACUCCAUCACUACAUGCCUGUCUCCCCCAGUAUAUGAUAUGGUUUGCAGACUUGGGUUUGAAGUCAAAGAAAGCCAUGAUAUCCACAGCAUUGUAUCUCAGCAUGGUGAAGUGUGCUGGAAAACAAUUGCUGAAUGUAUGUGCUAUACAGAUUCAGAAAGACAAAAUGUGGAUUACUUAAAGAGUGUGAGCCUCUUGGGUCCUGUAUGUGAAGCUGUUCACACUCAUAUGUAUUCCCUGACUAAGGCACAGUUUGAAGUUCGAUAUGCUUUUUGGUUCCAGUGGACAAAUUUUCCAGAGCUAUUUCCUGAAAUAUUUGUUGCUCUGAAGAGUCUGCAACCUGCAGCUAUUCCUCUUAACUUAAUGAAACUAACCUCAUGUCUGGAACGAGCUUUGGGUGACGUGUUUUUAUUGAUUGGAAAGGAAUGUCCAUUUCUUUUAAGAGACUUGCUUGUAUCUAAGGAGCUUGCUGAAGUGUUUGGACAAUCUGUGAUGGAUAUAGUCAGAGUAUUCAUUGGUUCUCCAUGUGGACUUAAUCUGCGUAAUAUUUUGUGGCAUGGAUUUGUAUCUCCUCAGGAAAUUCCUCCAAACCCUGUGUUUGCAUCUGAUUCAGAGUAUCUCAUAAUUUGCAGAUAUUGCUCGAUGCUAGUAUUGUUGACAGCAGGAUUGGGACAACUAUUAAAAAGUUAUCUUCAGCAAACUAAUUUUACAUUCGUACAUCGGCCUUUCCUAACUUUUGCACACUUAAAGGAAUUGAUCAUUUUUCCUGAUGUUAAUGAUGAAGUACUGUCAGUAGUUGAAGAACUGAUAAAGAAAUCUACUUUUGUGUUGAAAAUCAUGAUCCCAUUUUGGGAAGCUAUGGUAAUGAAAUUCAGAUCACACAGAUAUGCUGACUGUAUAGUACUGUUACUGACACAGCUGGAAACUGGACUCCGAAAAGUCUUCACCACAGUUAAUAAAUGUCCAAAAAGACUUUUGACAGCAGAGUCUACAGCUUUUUACACCACCUUUGAUGAAAUAUUAGCAAAACAAUUGAGUGAUGAUGAAAUCAAUCAUCUUCCUCUUUUCCUUGGAGAACCUGCUAUGGAGUUUCUUUGGGAUUUUUUGAACCAUCAAGAAGGCCCCCGUGUAAGAGAUCGCUUAAGCCACGGGGAGAUCAACUUAAAUGACUUUCCAAAGGAGGUUACAAAUCAGCUACUUGCCUUUUCCGUUGUACUGUUACUCAGAUUUGUUGGAGAAGAUGUGUUAUCAGUUUCUAAGGAGAAUGCAUCAAUCAAAACUUUAAUCAACUGUGCAAAUUGCUAUUGUUCUCAAUUCCAUCCAGUUUCUCAGCUUAAAAAAAAGAUUCUGUACUGUGAGAAAAGCAUCAGAAUAUGGCCUCAGCUUCCAUUAGUGCCAGUAGAACAUGUUCAGGAAGAAACCAGAUUAGAAGGCAAUUCUGAAGCCAGUAAUUGUUAUCAUUUGAUUAUAAAAAUUUCCUCUGAACUCCAACAUUACAUGUCACAAGGUGACUGCAAUUUAAGUAACUUACUGGAUAAUCCUCCCACAGCAAAGUGGUCCCUUUUGCUUCAUGAGCUGUGCAGCAAACGCAUCCGAACUUUAUAUUGUCCACGGCCUGUCCUUGAAGUCCUUGUUAUUCUUCAGAAAAUAAGUGUGCAUUGCCACCUAGUGUCUGAUCAAAUUAUUGCCACUACAGAAAUAAGAUUUAAGCAGUGGAUGCAAAAGACACUUCGAUCUCGCCAGAGGCAGAACUAUCUACGCAUGUUAAACAGUAUUAAGCUUUUGUCUCCUGUACUCCAACUAAUAUUAUUGCUGAUCACACUGGAAUUGGUCAACAUUCAUAGUGUUAAUGAAAAAAAUGCUUGUGAAUACCAGCAGUACUUAAAGUUCUUGAAGUCAAUCUUGCAGUACACUGAGAAUUUGGUGACUUAUUCUAACCAAGAAAAAAACAAAUGGGAUGAAUCCAUCAAUAUUACACAUCUAGUUUUAGUAAAAAUAUCGACUUUUAGUGACAAAAAGCAAAUGUUAAUACACUUAGCCAAGGGAAUCCCCAAAUAAAGUUAUUUUAUGACAAUUCUUCAUGAGCAAAGGCUAAUAGUAUGACAGUUUUUCCUUCAGUAGUUUCCUCUUAGAUUGAAAAAUUUUGGAAGCCUAACAUGUAGUUUCCCAAGCUUCUUCAAAUUUGGUAUCACCAAUAUAGCCUAAGUCCUGGAAACCCUUCAUUCCCCUAUUGCAAGAGCAGCGAGAAAAUAUAAGACCUCACAUUUUGUUCUAACAAUACCUUUCCUGAAGUGAUUCACACAGCUAUCAUAGCAUAUUGAUGUCUAGACAGAGAGUCUCAUCUGAGAGUCUCAGAGUACCAUGUGAAUAUGAAUUCAUUAAUCUUCUCACCCUUUGAGUUUUGUAGGGAAACAAGUUUCAUUCACUUCAUAUUUGAAAGUGGGAAACCAAGACAGAGCUGGGAUAGGAAUCUAAGUCACCCAGCUUCUCAUAAGAAAGAAGAGGAUUAGUCCUAGUUACUUUACUAGUUACCUUUCUUUCUACAGGAAUGGGAAAUUCAGCCUUACAGGACUUUUUGUGAAAUAACACAUAAAAAUGCAAUAUAGAAUCCCUUAUGGGGAUUUGAAUGACAGGCCGAACCAUGUCUAAUUGAAUCUGACUCAGAAAAAAAUGUCUCAAGCAAUGAGAUGUCCAUCGUUUCUCUCAAAAGAUUAUUCCAGAGCCAAACCAAACUGAGGGUCUUUUCAGAUUGUGACCACAGCACAAAUGCAGAGUCCCCUAACUCCUCACUUAUCUUACCAGCAGUUGCAAAAGCAUGUAGAAAAACUAAAGCUGUUUAACAUUUAGAUUGGGGAAAGGUAACGCUAACAGACUAGGUAAUAGGAAUUUAGAAAUUUCACUGUUUUCACUAAAUAUUUUUUUAUCAUCUGUACCCUUAUGUUUAUUUUAAGUCAAACUGAAGUUUUUUUUAGUAACAUUCUAGUGUGUAAAUCACUUUUAAUAAGAUGCAAAAAAAAAAUUCUUUUUACAAAAACAAGUGGCCCAGUGGGACAGGUGGGAAGAACACUGGUUUUAAAGUCAGAGGAACUGAUUUCAAAUCCUGUUUCUAAUACUAAUACUUACUAGUAUGACUGGAAAUUUAACCUCCUCAUGCCUCAGUGUCCUUAUCUAUAUAAUGAAGGGGGUCGGACUAGAUCAGCGGCUUUAAACUUAAGUAAAAACGGGUGAUAGGGCACUCAGCCAUACAUAAGGAUCCCCAUGGGCCACAUACUAACUUAGAAACUCACGUGUUAACAUUAUCUGUGUUUUAUUGUAUUUUUACGUAUUUUGCUAAAUAGCUCCCAAUUAUGUUUUAAAAUCUGGUUCAGGCUGCUCUUGUGUGUCUGACUCUUCUGAACUAGAUGACCUCUGAGCUCCCUUUCGGCUCUGGAUCUAUGGUCAUAUUAAAUCAUCUUGUGGAAAAAAAGAAUCCCUGUGAAUUGUGGUUUUAGUGAUAAUCAGUCUCAUCUGAGCUUCAGCAACCUCUCAUUAGAGAAUUAGUAUUAAAACGAAUUUGCUCUAUCAGAUUAGAUCAAUAAGUCCAUGUGGCUCUGUGUAGACCAUCUUUUUAGGGCUAUGAAACUUGUCUUGGUUUAAUUGUGCUUUUUUAUUUGUGAUACCAAAGGUCUUGAUUGUCCUAGACCUUUGCAGUGAUCGGUGCAUGGCCAGCGGGGGGAAAAACUCGAUGGAUCUCAUAUUUGGGUGCAUUGCUGAAAAUGUUAUCUGCAAUAAAAUUAAGUAUCUUUCAUUUGUAAGUU